AUGACCGAUUCCGUCAUUCGCAUCAAGCGGUACUACUACAUCCACAUCUUGGACAACAAUACAAACGUCACUCGCACCAUUUCUGGCCCUGUCGUCUACACACGGCAGGAGCACGAGACAUGCCUCUUUGACCCACGCCCGUGCGUGUCUGUCCCCCCGCGUCACUACUGUGUUGUCAAGAAUCCGUGCGUGCGAAAUGAGGCGGGGGAGGUGGUGUUGGAGUCGUCAGGGCAGGUGAAGCUGCGACUCGGCGACGCCGAGAUCCGCUUUGAAGGCGAGCCUUUUCCUCUGUACCCCGGCGAAGAACUGGACAGUAAGGAGGAGCAGAGUGUGCGGAAGCUGCAGGUGAUUCCACCCAACACCGGUCUCCACGUGCGGUGCGUUCGCGACUUCAAAGACGCGGAAAGGCUUGUCGUGGCUGGUACAGAGUGGAUGGUGGCUGGGCCUCAAUCGUACAUCCCGCGAGUUGAAGUGGCGGUGGUGGAGGAGGUCAAGGCAACUGUCAUUUAUCCAAACACCGCCUUGCUGCUGCAAGCCAACGUCAACUUCACCGAUCGACGCGGAGUGCUUCGGGUGGCGGGGGAAAAGUGGCUGGUGCGCACGUUGGGUGCGUAUCUCCCCUCCGUCGAGGAGACGGUUGUAUCCUUGAUACAGGGUACCAUGCUCAGCGAGCUGAAGGCACUCCGCCUGAGCGCAGUGCGCAGCUUCACCGACGUGUACGGGAAGGCGCGACGGGCCGGGGAGCAGUGGCAGGUGACAUUGAAGGAUGCACCAGUGCAUAUCGUUGAUGCCUACGAAACUAAGGUGGCGGAAGUCGCCGCUGUCUCACUCAACGCGAAGGAGUACGUGAUAAUUCACCAUCCAGUCGACGCCACCGGGCACAACCGCUUUGGCGAGACGCUUGUGCGUCGUGGCGAGUGCACCUUUUUCCUGCAGCCAGAGGAAACGAUGCCGCGCGGCGUCGAGCAGGUGCUCGUUGUCGGAAAGGAAGAGGCGUUGCUGCUGGAAGCGGUGUGUGAGUACCAUGACGGAGGUGGGAAGCAUCAACCAGGCAGCCGAUGGAUGGUGCGCGGCCCUUGCGAGUACAUCCCUGCCAACGAAGUGAAGCUGCUGGAGCACCGCCGUGUGAUGGCGCUUGACAGGAACGAGGGUAUUUACGUAAUGAAUACGACAACGGGCGAAGUGCGUGCCGUCAUUGGGAAGCCUUACAUGCUGGAUAGCAAUGAGGUGCUGUGGGAGAAGCACCUGCCGCUCGCUAUCGAGGAGCUCCUCGAGUCUCCAAACGGUAGCAUAAAAACGUGCGAGCGCAACGCCGGCUUUGUCAGCCGCCGCGAAAAGUACCGUAUUGUCCGCUUCAACGUGCAACACAACGCUGCAGUGCAGAUCUACGACUACCGCACGAAGAAGCCUCGCAUUGUGCUGGGCCCGAGCCUUGUGAUGCUGGCCCCACAUGAGGAGUUCACCGUACUGUCACUCAGCGGUGGCACGCCGAAGGUGCCGAACUCGAUGCAGUCGCUUCAGCUCUUUCUCGGGCCACGCUUCUCCAGCGACACCAUCGUCGUGGAAACGUCGGACCACGCUCGCCUACGCCUCCGACUCUCGUACAACUGGUACUUUGACAUCGACCGCGCCAACCCUAGUCAGAGGACGUUCUCGGUGCCAGACUUCAUCGGCGAUUGCUGCAAGACCAUCGCCAGCCGAGUGCGUGGUGCCGUCGCCGCAGAGGACUUCGACUCCUUCCACAGAAACUCUGCCAAAAUCAUCCGCAUUGCUGUCUUUGGCGUCGACGAGGUUGGCGAGGCGAAGAAGAAUCUGCGCUUCAAUGCAAAUGACUUUGUCGUGACGAACAUUGACGUGCAGUCGGCAGAACCAACGGACGAGAAGACGCGCGACAGCUUGCAGAAAUCUGUGCAGCUUGCGAUUGAAAUUACCACCAAGUCGCAAGAGGCGGCUGCACGUCACGGCAACGAGCUGAAGAACCAGGAGGCCAAAGGGCAUCUGGAGCGCCAAAAACUCAUCGACAAGAUAGAAGUGGAGAACGCGAGGACAAAGUGGCUGGAGCUGCAGGCAAAGAGCGAGGCAGUGCAGGCGAGCGGGCAGUCCAUCGCAGAGGCAAAGGCGCGCGCCGAAGCGCUGCUAAUUGAGGUGCAGUCUGAGAUGCAGCAGGCGGAGAUGCGAGCCAAAGCGUACCGCAUCUCCGCUGAGGCAGAGCUGCAGAAGCUGCAGCAGCGACAAGCACUGGAGCUAGAGUACACGCAACGGCAGAAUGAGAUAGACGUCGCCAAGGCACGAGCGGCAGCCGAGGCGGAGGCAGAGAAGGUGAGACGCAUGGUUGACGCCAUUGGUCGUGACACACUGGUUGCCAUUGCCCGCGCAGGUCCCGAGGCACAGGUGAAGCUGCUGGGUAGCCUCGGCCUAAAGGGCUACCUUAUCACUGACGGAAACAGUCCAGUGAAUUUGUUUGACGCAGCGCACGGAAUGAUUGGCGAGCCAAAGAAGUAA
Molecule: messenger RNA, 2502 nt
Organism: Leishmania braziliensis MHOM/BR/75/M2904
Lineage: Eukaryota; Euglenozoa; Kinetoplastea; Trypanosomatida; Trypanosomatidae
Product: putative major vault protein
Exons: 1
Coding region: 1-2502 (833 amino acids)
Cellular component (GO): cytoplasm; nucleus
Source: RefSeq, a predicted model, not a curated record